Messenger RNA from Cydia fagiglandana, 5780 nucleotides. It is a transcript of the gene PMCA, whose product is annotated as plasma membrane calcium-transporting ATPase 2. Gene Ontology annotation, cellular component: plasma membrane; intracellular membrane-bounded organelle. Gene Ontology annotation, molecular function: P-type calcium transporter activity; ATP hydrolysis activity; ATP binding. The record is from RefSeq and is a predicted model, not a curated record. The transcript is spliced from 24 exons. Gene Ontology annotation, biological process: calcium ion transmembrane transport; regulation of cytosolic calcium ion concentration. Bases 418 to 3999 code for a protein of 1193 amino acids. NCBI's taxonomy places the organism in Eukaryota, Metazoa, Arthropoda, Insecta, Lepidoptera, Tortricidae.
CUCAGUCAGAAAAGCGGACUCAACCCGCGCGGACGCGUGGCGCCGGUGCUUGUAGUUUUUUAGUUUUUGACAGUUGGCGCGUUUUUCGGUUAAACUAGGUAUUUUUGUGGAAAUCAUAGAUUUAAGUUCGUGUAAUCUGUGUAUUUUCUGUUUACAUUAGUGUACGACUAGUCAUUUGUGAAUUUUCCGUGUUGGCUGUGAAUAGUGCCCGCCGUGUGUACCAGCAGUCUGAGUGUACAAUUUUACUUUGUGAUUUCUCUUGGAAUAUUGUUUUUGUGGACCGCCGGUCGCGAAAGAGGUCGCCACCUGCAGCAUAAUAGGGAGCCAUACCCCGAGGCGGAAAGACGGGUGCGACCCGCACUCGUGAGCUAGAGGGUUGUCGGGCGUGGUGCGGGCGGCGGCCGCAAGCCCGGCACCAUGGCGACGGUCGAAGGGCGGCCGGCGCAGUACGGCGUCAGCCUUCGGCAGCUGCGCGAGCUGAUGGAAACGCGCGGCGCCGAGGGCCUGGCCAAGAUCAACGCGCUCGGCGGUCCGCAGGAGUUGUGCAAGAAGCUGUACACCUCGCCCACAGAUGGUCUUAGCGGUUCAAAAGCUGAUCUCCAGCAUCGGCGCGAAGUGUUCGGUUCUAACCUUAUCCCGCCGAAGCCGCCCAAAACCUUCCUGACCCUAGUGUGGGAGGCUCUGCAAGACGUGACGCUUAUCAUUCUGGAGGUGGCCGCCGUUGUAUCGCUAGGGUUGAGUUUCUACAAACCGUCCGACGACGAUAGUGACAUAGGACAUCUGGACGAAGAGGAGGGGCACUACCAAUGGAUCGAGGGGCUCGCGAUAUUAAUAUCUGUCAUAGUCGUCGUUAUAGUCACAGCGUUCAACGAUUACACGAAAGAGAGACAAUUCAGAGGACUUCAAUCGCGGAUAGAGGGCGAGCACAAGUUCGCAGUAAUACGCGGCAACGAGGUGAAGCAAGUGCCCAUCAGCGAGAUCGUGGUCGGCGACGUCUGCCAGAUCAAGUACGGCGAUCUACUGCCCGCCGACGGUAUACUGAUGCAGAGCAAUGACCUCAAGAUAGACGAAUCAUCGCUGACAGGCGAAUCGGACCAUGUCAAAAAGGGAGAAAGUUUUGAUCCCAUGGUGCUAUCCGGGACUCACGUUAUGGAAGGUUCAGGCAAAAUGCUGGUCACAGCCGUCGGCGUCAACUCGCAAGCCGGCAUCAUAUUCACGCUGCUCGGCGCCGCGGUCGAGAGCCAGGACAAGCAGAUCAAGCAGAUGAAGAAAGAAGCUAAAAAGCAGCGAAAGGAACAGCGCAAGAGCAUUGGCGGCGGCGAUGAAGACGUCAACCUACCGGCCUCGGGCAACAGCCACGGCAACCACAACAGGCCUGACGACAACCACGUACCCGCUCCGGCCUCCGACAAGCCGGCCCCAGAGUCACACAAGAAGGAGAAGUCUGUGCUGCAGGCCAAGCUCACCAAGCUGGCUAUACAGAUCGGUUACGCGGGCUCAACGAUCGCGGUCCUAACCGUCAUCAUCCUAGUGAUCCAGUUCAGCGUGACGACGUUCGUGACGGAAGGGAAGCCGUGGCGCGCGACGUACAUCAACCACUUCGUCAAACAUCUCAUCAUCGGUGUGACCGUGCUCGUGGUGGCCGUGCCGGAGGGCUUGCCUCUCGCCGUCACGCUUUCGCUCGCCUAUUCUGUUAAGAAAAUGAUGAAAGACAACAACUUGGUGCGACACUUGGACGCGUGCGAAACGAUGGGCAACGCAACGGCCAUCUGCUCCGACAAGACUGGCACACUCACGACCAACCGCAUGACAGUGGUGCAGUCAUACAUCUGCGAGAAGCUGUGCAAGGUCACGCCCAACUACCGCGACCUGCCCAGCGACGUGGCCGAGACGCUGGUCGAGGCCAUCUCCGUCAACAGCGCGUUCACCUCCCGCAUCAUGCCUUCACAAGACCCCACCGGCCCUCCCAUGCAAGUCGGCAACAAGACAGAAUGCGCUUUGCUCGGUUUCGUGCUCGGCCUCGGCCAGAGCUACGAGGCCGUGCGUGAGCGCCACACCGAGGAGUCCUUCACACGCGUCUACACCUUCAACUCCGUGCGAAAGAGCAUGUCCACUGUUAUCCCUUACAAGGGAGGCUACAGGCUGUAUACUAAGGGCGCUUCGGAAAUCGUCAUGAAAAAAUGUUCAUUCAUCUACGGACACGAAGGGCGUUUAGAAAAGUUCACGAAAGAUAUGCAGGACCGAUUGGUGCGGCAAGUCAUCGAGCCGAUGGCGUGCGACGGUUUGAGAACCAUCUCCGUCGCGUAUAGGGACUUUGUUCCCGGCAAGGCUGAGAUUAAUCAGGUGCACAUAGACCAAGAACCAAACUGGGACGACGAAGAGAACAUUGUGAACAACUUAACCUGCCUCUGCGUAGUCGGUAUCGAGGAUCCCGUUAGGCCAGAGGUACCAGAAGCUAUCCGCAAGUGCCAGAAGGCGGGCAUCACGGUCCGCAUGGUGACGGGCGACAACGUCAACACGGCGCGCUCCAUCGCCGUCAAGUGUGGCAUAUUGAAGCCGACUGAUGACUUCCUUAUCUUGGAGGGCAAGGAGUUCAAUAGGCGGAUUAGGGAUGCUAAUGGCGAGGUCCAACAGCACCUACUAGACAAAGUGUGGCCCAAGCUACGAGUUCUAGCGCGCUCGUCGCCCACAGACAAGUACACGCUCGUGAAGGGAAUGAUCGACUCCAAGUGUCAGGAGACGCGCGAGGUGGUCGCGGUGACCGGCGACGGCACCAACGAUGGCCCCGCGCUCAAGAAGGCUGACGUCGGCUUCGCUAUGGGUAUCGCCGGUACAGACGUAGCGAAAGAAGCGUCGGACAUCAUCCUAACAGACGACAACUUCUCCUCGAUCGUGAAGGCCGUGAUGUGGGGCCGCAACGUGUACGACUCGAUCGCCAAGUUCCUGCAGUUCCAGCUCACAGUCAACGUGGUGGCCGUUAUCGUUGCGUUCAUUGGUGCUUGUGCGAUACAGGACAGUCCGCUUAAGGCUGUACAAAUGUUAUGGGUGAACCUGAUCAUGGACACGCUGGCGUCGCUGGCGCUGGCCACGGAGAUGCCGACGCCGGACCUGCUGCAGCGCAAACCGUACGGCCGCACCAAGCCGCUCAUCUCCCGCACCAUGAUGAAGAACAUCCUCGGACAGGCCAUCUACCAGCUGUUCAUCAUCUUCUCGCUGCUCUUCGUCGGUGACCGCAUCCUAAACAUCCCGUCAGGCCGCGGCAAGCAGCUGAACACGGAGCCCACGCAACACUUCACGAUCAUCUUCAACACUUUCGUGAUGAUGACCCUCUUCAACGAGAUCAACGCGCGCAAGAUCCACGGCCAGAGAAACGUGUUCCAGGGGCUCUUCACUAACCCCAUCUUCUACUCUAUAUGGAUCGGCACUGCGUUGUCGCAGGUGGUGAUAAUCCAGUUCGGCGGCAUGGCGUUCAGCACGGCGGGGCUGUCGAUAGACCAGUGGCUGUGGUGCCUGUUCUUCGGCGCCGGCACCCUCGUGUGGGGCCAGCUCGUCACUUCAGUACCCACUAGGAAGAUUCCCAAGAAACUUUCUUGGGGCCGCGGGCAGCCGGACCCCUCCACCAUCCAGCCCGGGCCUGACUACGACUCGGACCUGGACAAGAAGCCGCGCGCCGGACAGAUCCUGUGGAUCCGCGGCCUCACGCGCCUGCAGACGCAGGUCAUAGGUGGCGAGUUACAGGAACGCCUGAUCCCCGUCCCGUACAGCAAGACUUCGACAGACCAGGCUAUCCGCGUGGUGAACGCGUUCCGGCAGGGCCUGGACUCGCGCGGCUCGCUGGCGGACGCCGCGCUGGCCGAGGCGCUGCGCAAGCAGACGGCGCUGAGCAAGCGCUUCUCGCACUCGUCGAGCGUCGAGUACGAGACGCGUGACGCGCUCGCGCCGCACGACAUCGACGUGGAGCGCCUGUCGUCCCACUCGCACACCGAGACCGCCGUCUAACGCCGCCACCCCCACGGUCCCCGCUCACGGAUGCAAUAAAUUAGCGAUAACAGUAUUAUAGCGCCCGACCGUGCCCAAAGACGUUCCCGACCGUUACGCUGCCAUCGCUCUAAUGUAAUGAUUAUUAUAUAUGCUAAAACGAUUGUGUAUAAAAUCAUAUUUUUAAACAGAACGAGGAUCGUUUCGUUUGGUUCGAGUAUGGUUGCCGCGGCCAGCCCGCCCGUGUAUUUGAGCAUAAGUUAUAUUGUUAACUAGUGUGUUUAAUUAUUCGAUUGUUUUGAAAAUAUUUUAUUAUAAUACGCGUGCGUUAGCGCGCGUCUGUUGAACAAAUAAAAAUAUUGUCUAAUUAUUAAUUUUAGAUUUAAGCGCAAGGGUGAGCGAAUGGGCGUGUGUUUUUUGAAAAAAAAUAAAUUUUUCGCAUACCAUCGUGUCAUCUCUUACACGGAAUGAAAUGUUUUGUAUUGCUUUUGUCUUGGACGCGAGGUGGGGGGGGCUCCGGAUCUUGUAUAAACCGUUUCAUUUGUUACCACGCCCGCGGCCUCCGCCACGCCGCACACAUCUAUGUAUUCAUCAUAUUACAUAUAUAUACAUAUACUUUGACUAAAUUAUUACAUUGAGUAUUAGUUAAGGUGUUUGUUAUAAAUUUCAAUAACUUUUCUUUUUGUUUUUACGACAUUUUCCCCCUAAAUCUAAGUAUACAUUUAAGUCAUAUCUCGAAGCGUAGACGCAUCAACUAGUUUCUAUACAAGAAACGACCACUCUUGUGUAUAAACCGACGUAGUCCACUUAAACAUCUUCAAAAUGUUUAAAUAGAAAUAAACAUUAAAUUGUAUAGCUGAAGGUAUUUAUUUGUAAUGCUAGUAUCUCUUAUGAAACAAAAUACUAAUUAUUCAAUUAUUAUAAUGUACUUAUUGAUUAUUGAUAAAUACUUCAAGUUUAUUAAACAAAAUAUAGUCUACGGUGUAACGAAUUGAUUUUGGAAUUUUUUCUCUAUGAGCAAUAGCGAAGCGCGCGCGCGCACUGGUGGAGGCUCGGGGCCUCGCGCGGGGCGCGGGCCUCGGGCGGGCCUCGGCCUCGCGGGGAGCUCGCGGUCGGCGUCCGGACUCGCGGCCCCCGGCCUCCGCCAGUGCCCGCGCGCUCCAGACAUAGGCGAAGUAGGAUCGCAGCAGUGGCAUUUUCAACUUAUAAAGUAAGACAUGUACUUAAUCGAUUAGUGACGAGUUCGACCGAGUCGCCGCUCGCCGCCAUCUUGUUUUAGUAAACGAUUAGCGAAGCGGCAAUGUUCAAUUUUGUAUAGAACGUUUCAUAGUAGCGGUAUUGAGAGUUGUUACGUUUUGUUCCGGGGCCGCACGCCCAACCACGACGACGGGGCCCGUCCCGCGACUACUAUUAAAACUACUAAACAAUCUUGUAAGUAAUUAAGUAUUAGCUUCAAAUCAAUAAAGCCUUUUUAAAAAAAACUUAGUUAAUGAAAUGAACUAUUGAAACUUCACAUGUUUAAAAGUAUAGCUAUGAUUUCAGUGAAUAGAGAUCAUGGUUUGUGUAUUUAUAUAUAUUUUCGUUGAUAUUCGUUAUGAGCCACGACUCCACGAGUUACCCAAUGAAAGACAUAAAUUAGGAGUGUACUGUAGUGUUAGAGGCGCGCGUCGCGUCGCGGCGCCGCCCGACCCGACAAUCAAUUGUUUCGACACAACAGUCUGCCACUAACCAUUUUAGGUGAUAAGUCCCAUUGUUGUAUUUUUCGUCUCACAAUAAAUGAAAAUCUAUUUUAUUGUUUUUAA